AUGGAUUCAGGAGAUUACAAGGAGGGAUAUUAUAUUGGUGUUGAAGUACCUGAUAAUGAUUCUAACGCAAAGAAGCCAUUUUACGGGCCAAAUGUUUGGCCCUCCACAGAUAUUUUGCCUGGAUGGAGGCGAACUAUGGAGAAAUACCAUCGAGAAGCACUUGAAGUGGCAAAAGCAAUUGCAAGACUCAUAGCCCUUGCACUUGACCUUGUGGGCAACUUUUUUUAUCAGCAAGAAAUGCUUGGCAAGCCUAUUGCCAUGUUGCGCCUGCUACAUUAUGAAGGUCUAAUAUCUAAUCCCACAAAGGGAUUAUAUGGAGCCGGUGCCCAUUCUAAUUUUGGUUUGUUACCAUCUUGGCCACGGAUGAUGUUGUUGGUCUCCAAUUAUGCAAGCAUAAGGAUGCCAAACCUCAGAUCUGGGAAUAUGUGGCACCAUUGA
Messenger RNA from Ilex paraguariensis (yerba mate), 438 nucleotides. NCBI's taxonomy places the organism in Eukaryota, Viridiplantae, Streptophyta, Magnoliopsida, Aquifoliales, Aquifoliaceae. The record is from the annotation of a GenBank genome assembly.